Closterium sp. NIES-65 is the source of this 497-nucleotide messenger RNA. NCBI's taxonomy places the organism in Eukaryota, Viridiplantae, Streptophyta, Zygnematophyceae, Desmidiales, Closteriaceae. The record is from the annotation of a GenBank genome assembly.
AUGGCUACCCCUAGUGUCAUCGCUUUUGACGCUGAGGGUCGGGCCAUUGACUUUGAGGUCUGGAUAGAUGACCUGCAGCUGUUCUUACAGUGCGAUAGUGCAGACGGCCUCUCUCUCUUUGACCUCACCUCUGGCGCUUCCCCUGCCCCUGCUGCUGAUGCUGACGCCACUGUUUGUUCCCAGUGGGCCACAAGCGACGCUGCUGCACGUCUUGCUGUGCGUCGCCACCUCCCUACCUCUGAGCGUGCACACUUUAGUCAGUAUAAGAGUGCUCAGACCUUGUACGACGCUGUAGUUGCACGCUACUCCUCCCCUGCCACUGCUGCACUGAGCCGUCUCAUGCUGCCGUACCUCUUCCCUGACCUUGCUGCCUUUCCCACAGUCGCUGACCUCAUUACGCACCUCCGCACUAGUGACACUCGCUACCGCGCUGCGCUUCCUGCUGACUUCUGCGCCAAGAACCCCCCCCCCCCAUGUACAUCACCCUCUACUUCAUA